AUGGGUCAUAGUUUGAUCCCACAAAGCGACCUUAAGCACAGCAAGCAGACAGACGUUGGUGUAACCCACUUUAGAAGCGGGAUGAGCCAUGAGGAAGAUCAGCUCAUACCAAACUUGUACCGUUACAUACAGCCAUGGGAAAGCGAGUUUAUCGACUCACAGCGCGUGUGGGCAAAGUAUGCUUUAAAGAGGCAGGAAGCGCAGGCCAAAAACAGGCGUCUUACAUUAGAAGAUCUUGAAGACUCUUGGGAUAGGGGCAUCCCUCGUAUAAACACACUGUUCCAGAAAGAUAGGCACACGCUAGCGUACGACAAAGGCCGGAGGGUCCGGACCGAGUUUAAGCAGUACCAAGUCCUUAAACAAAACCCUUUCUGGUGGACGCACCAGAGGCACGACGGGAAGCUGUGGAACUUGAACAACUACGGAACCGAUGUUAUCCAAGCUCUUGGAGGCGUCGAGGGCAUUCUCGAGCAUACGCUCUUCAAGGGAACGUAUUUCCCUACGUGGGAGGGUCUUUUCUGGGAGAAGGCAUCUGGUUUCGAGGAGUCGAUGAAGUACAAGAAGCUGACGAACGCGCAGAGGUCUGGUCUGAACCAGAUUCCUAACAGGAGAUUCACUCUCUGGUGGUCGCCCACGAUUAACCGGGCGAAUGUUUACUUGGGUUUCCAGAUCCACGAGAGUGUAGUCAUGGAUCUUUGCCAUGAGCUGGAGGCUUUGGAGAUAGAAACUGUGCAGAAGGAGACGAUUCAUCCAAGGAAGAGUUAUAAGAUGAACAGCUCUUGCGCUGACGUUCUUCUAUUCGCUUCAGGUAAAUGGCCAAUGUCGAAACCUAGCCUGCUCGCCGAGUCAAAAGACGCCUUCGACCAGAAGGCGAGUAACAAGUACUGGAUCGAUGUGCAGCUUCGAUGGGGAGGGGGAGAUUAUGACUCCCACGAUAUUGAGCGUUACGCCAGGGCCAAGUUUAUGGACUACACAGCGGAUAGCAUGUCUAUCUAUCCGUCUCCGACCGGGGUAGUGAUUGGGAUUGAUCUUGCGUACAACUUGCACUCCGCAUUUGGUAAUUGGUUUCCUGGUUCGAAGCCUCUUCUUACUCAAGCGAUGAAUAAGAUUAUGAAGGCGAAUCCGGCUCUACCCGCGUUGAGGGAUAGGAUAAGGAAAGGCUUGCAGCUAUACUCGUCCGAGCCCACGGAGCCGUAUUUGUCAUCUCAAAACUAUGGGGAGAUAUUCAAUAAUCCGAUUAAAUGGUUUGUGGAUGAUACCAAUAAGCGUCUUGGACAGUUGGCGAAAUGGAAAACUGCUGAAGAGGUUGCUACGCUUGUGAGGUCUCUCCCUGUUGAAGAACAGCCGAAGCAAAUCAUUGUUACACGUAAAGGAAUGUUGGAUCCGUUCGAGGUUCACUUGCUGGACUUCCCAAACGUUGUUAUCAAGGGAAGCGAGCUUCAGCUUCCGUUCCAGGCUUGUCUCAAGAUUGAGAAGUUCGGCAAUAUGAUUCUGAAGGCGACGGAGCCGAAGAUGGUUUUGUUCAAUAUCUAUGAUGAUUGGUUGAAGAGUGUUUCUUCUUAUACCUGCUUUUCGAGACUUAUUCUAAUCCUACGCGCGCUUCAUGCGAAUAACGAGAAGGCUAAGAUGCUGUUAAGGCCAGACAAGUCUGUUGUCACUGAGCCGCAUCACAUGUGGCCAUCACUCACUGGUGACCAGUGGAUGAAGGUGGAGGUAGCACUAAGAGAUUUAAUCCUUUCUGACUACGCGAAGAAGAACAACGUCAACACUUCCGCUCUGACGCAAUCAGAGAUGAGAGAUAUUAUUGUAGGAGCUGAGAUCACUCCACCCUCUCAGCAGAGGCAACAAAUAGCUGAGAUUGAGAAACAAGCCAGCCAGGCUGUUGCAGUUACAACGAAAACGAGAAACGUUCAUGGAGACGAGCUCAUCGUCUCCACCGUCACACCCUACGAGCAAGCUGCGUUUAACUCCAAGACGGACUGGCGCGUGCGUGCAAUAUCAGCAACCAACCUCUACCUAAGAGUCAACCACAUCUACGUGAACUCAGACAACGUAAACGAGUCCGGAUACACGUACAACAUGCCGAAGAACCUCCUGAAGAGGUUCAUAUGCGUAGCGGAUCUCCGCACCCAAAUCGCUGGAUACUUGUACGGUGUCAGCGCCCCGGAUAACCCUCGAGUGAAGGAGAUCCGUUGCGUUGUGAUGAAGCUGACUCAAAGUGACGGGAGGAGCGAUCCUCGGGGUUACGUUCCAACGCAUUAUGAGAAGGUUCAGAUGCUGUUGAGUGUUCGUUUUCUUGGGUUUUAUAUGGUUCCUGAAAACGGAUCUUGGAACUAUAAUUUUAUGGGAACGAAGCAUGCGGUGGAUAUGAAGUACAGCGUCAGACUUGGAUACCCGAAGGAGUACUUUGACGUGGAGCAUCGACCUACUCAUUUCUUGGAGUUUAGUAGCAUGGAGGAUGUUGAAAUGGCCGAGGGAGAUCGAGAGGACAUCUUUGGUUGA
Molecule: messenger RNA, 2502 nt
Organism: Brassica oleracea var. oleracea
Lineage: Eukaryota; Viridiplantae; Streptophyta; Magnoliopsida; Brassicales; Brassicaceae
Product: pre-mRNA-processing-splicing factor 8-like
Exons: 4
Coding region: 1-2502 (833 amino acids)
Biological process (GO): mRNA splicing, via spliceosome; spliceosomal tri-snRNP complex assembly
Cellular component (GO): catalytic step 2 spliceosome; U5 snRNP
Molecular function (GO): pre-mRNA intronic binding; U1 snRNA binding; U5 snRNA binding
Source: RefSeq, a predicted model, not a curated record